Molecule: messenger RNA, 1878 nt
Organism: Arctia plantaginis
Lineage: Eukaryota; Metazoa; Arthropoda; Insecta; Lepidoptera; Erebidae
Source: the annotation of a GenBank genome assembly
AUGGACAGAUUUGGUGGCGGCGUCGCAGAUAUGAGUCGGCGCGCUGGAGAUGUUUUGAGGCGUAUCAACAGAUUUGCUGAUGGGCCUCUGACCAGGAAGAAAUUGGUGAUUUUAGUACUCGUUGUCAUAUUUUUAGUUCUAUAUAUUGGCCCCACUCUCAUGAGUUGGCUAGUUGGACCAGAGACAGGUAGCGGACACCAGAAUGUAUGUCAGAAGAAUUUUAUGAGUCCUUUCGAAUCUGCUUUAAAAGAGUACGAUGUGUAUCUCAGACAGGAGUCAUCGGCGUCUCUGGCUUCACUCAGUCAUAAUUAUGUGCCUUAUGUUGGAAAUGGUUUGCUGGGUAUUGCACUAGAACACGAUAGUCAUUUGAACAUCAAGCAUGGAAGAACUUUGUCUUUGCCAGUGUUUUAUCAUCCAUUAUACAUUAUAGAUGACUAUGAUAUGAAAGAAUUCACAGUAGCUGAUUAUAAAAAAGGUAUUGUCAACAGAUAUCAAUGCUCGAACUCAGGGUUACAAAUAUCCUAUCAGUAUUAUGCACACAGAACCAUACCUUCCUUAUUUGUACAGGAGAUUUGGGUAAAUAAUCCCACAAGUUCUGCCAAAACAUUGAAACUUUCCACACCCAGAGUGUCUGACUGGCCUACAUCUGUUAAACAAACAAUAAAAUUGCAUCAGGGUGUGGACUUAAAGGAAUAUGAAGUGGUUACUGGAAUGAUACCGAUACCGGAUAGUGAAAAUGUAAUUGCUGCAUCAGUGGUGUGCAGGAAAAUGAGUAACACUGUCCAAGUAGAAGCUAGAGAUGGACUCGAUAUACUGAUCUUAACUACAGUUCAAUACAGUAAACCAAUAACUAAAGGUGAAUAUGCAAAACAAAAAGAUGCUGUUGAGAAAAGAGCCAUUGAGGAAAUGGAAAAGGUGAUAGCGCUAACCGGAGAUAGAACUGCUUUGAGAACACUCAGAGAUAACCAUGCCAGAGUCUGGCAAGGACUGUGGUACACUGGAUUCUAUAUCUCUGACUCUAAAGCAGAAGGAAUCAUCAAUGGUGAUAGAAUUAAUGCUACUAUAUAUGCUAUACUCUCUCAAGUAAGAAGCUAUGAACAUGAAGAGAACAUAAAACCUAACACAAAGUCAGAAAUACUGCGAAGCUUGACUUACUCUGAGGGUUGCUAUGAAGGUCACUCAACCUUAGAUGCAUUCAAUUUAUGGAAACCAUUGAAUUCUUUGGCUAACUUGAAUACAGUUGCCAGUGUGUGGUUACUGACCCUUGAAAAACAAGGCUGUCAUAAUCUUUUAAAAGCUGGUGCGAGUGGGGUAAAUCAGGCAAUGAUUCUGAGUUUUGGCAGUUUACGUUUCAGUAAUCAGCAUUUAGAGUAUAAUAUUCAUCCUUCAAAAUUGCAUAGAGACUUCCUAUUUCGCAGAGUCAAUUAUGGUAAUAUGACUCAUGUGAACAUUAGUAUAAUUUUACAAGAAGAUAAUAAAGCAGCUAUUUUUGUAGCUUUAGAUCGCUCAGACAAAACAUACUAUGCUUGCGAUGGGGGUUGUCUGGACUCACCUGUCCAGUUAGGGCCAUACCGCAAGUACUUCCCUGUAAAAUUGACAGAACCUCUUACAGCUAUAUUGUAUAUAACAGCUGACAAGCAGCAUAUGGAAGAUCUAAGGCAUGCUAUACAUGUCAAAGAAGUUGUAGAGGCGCCUGCUCAUGAAAACCAUGUAAUUGCAUUACAUAAACAUGGCCACAGCUUGGGAGGACUUAAUCCCUUAUUCUGGAUCUCUAUAAUAGUUCUAAUAGUUGUCUUUCAUUUAUUCUUGUGCAGGAUAAUCAUGAAUGAAUUUUGUGAUAGUGGAGUUAGUUACAGAAGGCUCUACAACAAGCCUUGA